GGCCUCGACUUGGGAAAUCGUUGAUGGAUAUCAAGAAUUCACGAAUUCCAAAUUGGCAUCGGAAACGCAAUUGUCAGCAUUUUUCCGCUCGUUGCGAGGACGGCUUGGGUAUCAACAUAACAUGAUCAAAGCGAUUCUAGCCCUCAAAUCAUUCCGUCACAACCACAGUAAUCUCCAACACAUGCCCAUCCCUUCUCCAACCACAUUCAACAGAAAACACACUAUUCUCUCGAAUGUAUUGAUCAGCGCUUUCAUCUUCUUCCGCUUUAUACAAGCGAUUUUGAUCAGGAGAAGAAAGUCUAAGCAAUCUGCGCACGUCAAUCAAAACCUCAAAGCAAAAGUGUUAUCGAGAGUGGCGGUGUGGUUGAUGUGUGUGCAAUGGCUAUGGAACUCGAUGUUUGGGAAAGUGAAUGGAGGGCUUUGUAUUAUUUCAUUGGUACUGAUGAUUUUGCUUUAAGAAAAAUGGAG
This is a messenger RNA of Aureobasidium pullulans EXF-150, 468 nucleotides long. RefSeq lists its product as uncharacterized. The coding region runs from base 122 to 457 and encodes 111 amino acids. The record is from RefSeq and is a predicted model, not a curated record. The transcript has 3 exons. NCBI's taxonomy places the organism in Eukaryota, Fungi, Ascomycota, Dothideomycetes, Dothideales, Saccotheciaceae.